AUGGAGGAUGUCGAUGCGGCAGAUCUAGCUCUUUUAGAAGGACCUCCCGGCGUCUUGAGUGGGGACGUUAAUGAGAACGAGUUACUGGAUAAUAUUUCGGAGCAAAAGCCUGUGAAAGUUGAGGAAGAGGAUUUGUAUGAUGAUGCUAUUGCACCUUCCACUAAUGACGUGAAACCAAGUGUUGCAGAUGUAAAAUCUUCAGUUCCUGUUAAUCAGCCACAACAUAGUGUUGCUCCAGUAGUGUCUUCCGAUAAGAAAUUUUGUUGUUAUGUAGGAAAUAUGACGUGGUGGACAACUGACGCUGAUUUAGCUCUGCACGUAGCAAACCUUCAAGUCAAUGACCUGAUCGAAAUGAAAUUUUUUGAAAAUAGAACGAAUGGCCAAAGCAAGGGUUUUGCUUCCUGUACUUUUGGAAGCGAACAAUCAGUUAAGAUCAUCACUGAAAAGCUUCCUCAGAAGUUGAUUCAUGGAAAUACACUGUGUGUUCUACCGUUCACUAAACAGUCCUUGAACAAGCUCGAUGAAGCUGCUGCUAAAGUUCAAAAUAGGCCUGACGCUAAGAACGCGAAAAAGGUUGGGGUACCGAAAAAUCCUACAACCGAAGAUGGUUGUGUUAAUAUGGGAACUAUCCGUAUCGGAGGUAACGUUCCUUCUCAAAUGAUGAGGUCUGGAGGAGCUCCCCCUAUGCAUAACAUGAUGAUGGGUCCUGGAAAUAUGUCUUCAAUGGGAAAUCCUGCUCCUAUGAAUCGUGGACCUCAGCCCCUCAUCAUGAAUGGACAACCUCCGAUUCAACCCCUUCAACCAAACGUAAUUCGACCUAUGGGCGGCCCAGGUGUUGCACCAGGAGUUGCUCGUCCUCUCAUGAACCCUAACGGGCCGCAACCCAUUAUACCCAACGGGCCUAUGGGAAUGCAAGUUCCUCCGGGAGUUGGGAUGCAAAUGCAGCAAAGGCCCCCCGGUAUGCCUUACCAACCUGGUCCACAACCACUUAUGCAACAAACGAUCCGUCCCCCAGGUGUUGGCCAAAUGCCUCCUCCAGGUGCUCAUGUAAAUCCACAAAUGUUUCCUGGGAUGCAAGCAAAUGUUGUGUCGGAAGCUGAGUUUGAAGAUAUAAUGCAUAGAUUGAGAACUGUUUCAUCGUCUGCUAUAACGAGAGCGCAAGUAGAUGCGGGUACAGGUCAUUUCGCAUCUGCUAUAGAAACUUUGAGAACAGCUUUAACCAUUGUCCGAACUAGUAGAAUAUCGGGCGAUGAACGUUGUCAGCCACUAUUUAUGACAUUAGACGAAACAAUAUCCGACAUUGAAAAGAAAAGUCGAGGAAGAAAUAAGCAUCGUGAUCGCGACAGAUCUCGUAGUAGAAGCCGUGAUCGUGAUCGUAAAAGAAGAAGGAGAAGCCGAACCCGUUCCCGCUCUCCUCGUGGACGAGGUCAUCGAUACUAA
Messenger RNA from Auanema sp. JU1783, 1440 nucleotides. The record is from the annotation of a GenBank genome assembly. Lineage: Eukaryota; Metazoa; Nematoda; Chromadorea; Rhabditida; Rhabditidae.